AUUUCGUAAAUUUGUCACUUGUACUACUUACAAAAUGAGCGCUAAAGUAAUAAAAAAAGGAACAACAAUUUUAACCGAGGAACCAUUCGCAUUUGUUCUUAACUCGAUACAUAGAACUACUCGAUGUGACAAUUGUUUCACGAGCGGAAAAGUAUUGAAAUGUUCGCGUUGUCAGUACGUACAUUACUGCGACCGCAAUUGUCAAAAAGAAUCAUGGCGUAAUGUGCACAAAGUAGAAUGUGCACGUCUGAAAAAAGUAUCUUUGGAACCGUUACUAGAUGAUGCCCGACUUAUGGCACGUAUAAUUAUCCAACUCAAUAAAGUUGGGGAUGACGUACCUGGCAUAUUAUUAUCCUCAUAUGAAUAUUUCACUGCGAAAAACUUCAGGACAUUUAAGGAUCUAAUGUCUCAUUAUUCGGACAUAAUAGUGGACAAGAAGCGAAUGGAACAUUUCAACAAGAUACACAAAAUUUUAUUCCAGUUACUCGAUGAAACACUCAUGCCUAAUACUUCGGAGUUAAUAAGUAUUUAUGGCAAGUUGUGUACUAACCGUUUUGGCAUAGUGAAUGAGUCUCUGAACGAUCUUGGUAUUGGCCUUUAUCUGGGAGCAUCUAUCAUGGAUCACAGUUGCAAACCUAACGCAAUCGCCUCUUUCAAAGGGACCACUGUCAUUGUCAGAACAUUAACGGAUCUCCCUUCUGUGGAUUGGUCACAGAUAAGAAUAACGUAUGUCAAUUUACUUAAUUCUAAUAAGGACAGACGCGAGGAACUGUACAAUUCGUACUAUUUCUGGUGUGAUUGUGAACGGUGCAAAGAAAAGGAACCAAUGGCCGCUUGUCCAAAUUCAUCGUGCGAUUGGCCAUGUUCGAUUGAAGAUGAUAAAUGCGAGAAGUGCAGCGCGAGAAUAUCUGCAGAAUUUAAGAAAAAUUUUCAAGAAGUUAUGGACUUUAUCGAAGAUUGUUUGGAAAAAAUGAAAACUACGACUUAUGUUAACGAUAAGUUGUCUUUGAGUAAAAAGUGUUUGGAGAAGCAGAAGAAUGUAAUGCAUAAAUUUAAUAUACAACAUGUCCGUACUCUCGAAAGGGCGUUUAUCACAGCAACGAACCAGUUAUAUUGGCAAGAUGUUGAAUUUUAUGGCAAGAAACUUGUGCCAGGAUAUAAAUUGUAUUUUGGAGAAGUACACUCUGACACAGGCAUGCUGUAUAUGUACAUAGGGAUGGCACAGCGACACUUAGGAAAAUCGAAUGAAGCGCUCGAAACAUUGAACAAAGCAAAAACAGUGUUAAAGAUAUCGUACGGUGAGAAGAACUCUUUCGUUAGCACUCAAAUGGCUACUAUGGAUGUUAUGGAGUCAUGUGCCAUCAAUUAAACUAUUUUUUGACAUAUUUAUUAAAUAAUAUAACAUUUGUCAUAAAAAUAUUAUUUGACACAAAGAGUACUUGCUGCAGCCGACAUAGGCUUUAUCUUUAUAUUUGAUAAAAAUAUCUCUUACAGAACAAUAUAAUAGAACAAAAUGUUAAAAAUGCAAUAGAAAAUAUCGGAUGUACAAAUUGCUAGAAACAAUUUAAAUAAAAAAUCUACAAAAGUAAA
This is a messenger RNA of Solenopsis invicta (red fire ant), 1590 nucleotides long. RefSeq names its product histone-lysine N-methyltransferase ASHR1. The record is from RefSeq and is a predicted model, not a curated record. Gene Ontology annotation, molecular function: protein binding. The transcript is spliced from 6 exons. Bases 35 to 1369 code for a protein of 444 amino acids. NCBI's taxonomy places the organism in Eukaryota, Metazoa, Arthropoda, Insecta, Hymenoptera, Formicidae. Gene Ontology annotation, cellular component: nucleus.